Neospora caninum is the source of this 1515-nucleotide messenger RNA. RefSeq lists its product as hypothetical. Lineage: Eukaryota; Apicomplexa; Conoidasida; Eucoccidiorida; Sarcocystidae. The transcript has 6 exons. The record is from RefSeq and is a predicted model, not a curated record. Gene Ontology annotation, cellular component: cytoplasm; nucleus. The coding region runs from base 1 to 1515 and encodes 504 amino acids. Gene Ontology annotation, molecular function: phosphatase activity. Gene Ontology annotation, biological process: DNA damage response.
AUGACGUGGACGCUUCACAACGCCGCGUCCGCGCAAGCAUCCGCGGCGGACGAAAACGCAAACCUUCUUGACCAAUACAACGACAUGCAAGAUCUCCAUCAGUGCCGCCCGUCGAGUGCCGGUCUUCCGCCAGUCACUCUCUCCGACGAACCGGGGACUUGGUCAUACAACACCAUGAACUCGCGUCUGCGAGACGACAUUUUGAAGCGCAUAUUUGACGAGAACAAAGCGUUUCUAGAAGACCACCCGCAAUGUUUACAUCGCCUGCGGGCGCUCGACGCCGAAAUGGCCGAAUCGCUCACGUCGCCCCUCCAGUAUCUGUCUGCGGUUGAAGAAUCGGAGAAGGAAGCAGGAGAAAGUAAUGCAUACUCAGUGGACGUGGAGAAGGCAGACGUACAGUUGUGGAAUGACAUCCUGGCAAAGUGGGUUGAGAAGGGCGCGACGUGGGCCACUGCUCCUUGGCUAGUAGCGGAGUUGUAUUUCUAUCGACGCGUUGCCCAUGCCUUUCGCCACUUCACAACGCGUUAUGACCCUUUCGAGAAACAAAAACAUGCUGGUCUUCGCGGAUGUGUUCCGAUGCUGCUUCGGUUUGGGGAGUCCCUACAACGCAUGCAUGGUACAACAGGCUGCACGUCGAACGAUCCGCUAGUGUUUAAAGCUGGUCUACGGAGUGCCAUUGUUGGCGCGCUUCAGGGAAAUGCUGCAGAUCUCAGUCUCUGGCCAUGCAACCAUCACGAUGCGGAGGUCGAGAUGGGCCAGGAUACCACAGCCUCUUCCACUCUAGGAGAGGAUGACGAUACGUCUCGCUUGCUCUGCGACGACUUUGAGGCCUUCUUCGAAGACGUGCAAACUCUGGUAGCUUUGGGGGGCUCGGCCCAGACUCAAGCAGGAGAGAAAAGGCAACGCUCUGCGUUCAUCUUCGUAGACAAUGCGGGGUCGGAAGUCGUUACUGACAUGUGGCUGGCAUGCGUUCUCCUGGAAUAUAAAGUCGUCGACAAAAUCGUUUUCUACGUCAAGCAGUACCCGAUUUUUGUGAGCGAUGCGUUACCGAAGGACUUCCAGCUGACCUACGACUGGAUUCAACAACAGGCUACUGCAGCGAGAACUUCCGUCGCUGCGCUGGCGGAUUUGUGGCGCUCGUACGUGGAAAGCGGCAAAUGGGAGGUGAAGGCACACGCUUACUUUUGCAUGCCUUUCGAGUACUCGGAAAUGCCGAGCAAGCUCUACAAGGAGCUGCGAGAUAAUGCUGCCGUUGUUAUCAGCAAGGGCGAUGCAAACUACAGGCACAUUCUUGGCGACCGCGCUUGGUCAAUGCAGACUCCCUUCUCCGAGGUGGCGCAGUACAUGCCAUGCCCGCUGUUGGCGCUCCGCAAGCUCAAGGGCAAUAUCGCGUGCGGUAUUCCAGCAGAGCAGGAAAGACAUGCCCAACAGGCAGACAAGUGCUGGAUGGUUAAUGGAAAGUGGGGCGUGAUCCACUACUACAGCCCUCGGCAGCAAAACACAACGGCGGUGUGA